Molecule: messenger RNA, 4628 nt
Organism: Amphiprion ocellaris (clown anemonefish)
Lineage: Eukaryota; Metazoa; Chordata; Actinopteri; Pomacentridae
Gene: sdc3
Product: syndecan 3
Exons: 5
Coding region: 499-1872 (457 amino acids)
Biological process (GO): cell migration
Cellular component (GO): cell surface; membrane
Source: RefSeq, a predicted model, not a curated record
UACGGAACAUCCUGCCCUCAGCGGAGAGGGGGAGGAGAGAGAGAGAGAGAGAGAGAGAGAGUCUGAGAGUGUGUACAGAGAGAGAGAGAAGGGGGGAGAGAGCCCGAGAGUGUAUUGGGAGCGAGGAGAGAGACGAGGUCUGGCGUCUCCCGGUAGUAAAUUAUCAGGUUUCGAGCACAAAAACUCGCAGAAAGAGCCAGAGAAGAAGGAGAGGAGGCCUCGUGGAAAGCUCACUGCUCCACUGGUGACCGGGACCAGCAGCAGCAGCAGCGCGUAAAGCCGUGGAUUAAAAAAAAAAAAAAAAAACCCGACGAGAAGGACGGAUGGUCGCGCAGACGGGCGGCGCGCUCUGAAGUUGGACAGACUACCGAGAGACACCGAGCAGCAGCAGCGGCGGCAGCAGCAGCUUUUGUCCGUCCACUUCCUCCCCCCUCCCAGAACCCUCCCGUUGAAGGCAGCAGCGGCGGCACCGGGAGGCUGUGCCCGCGCACCCCGAUCAUGAAGCUGCCGUGGCUCCUGGCGCUCACGGCGCUGCUUGCUCACGCCACCACGGCACAGACGUGGUCUCCGUCGAUCGACGACGAAGGCUCGACGAGAGAUGAGUUCUACGACGAUGAGGACCUCUACUCAGGCUCCGGCUCCGGCUUUCCUGAGAUCAGUUUGAGGCCGACAUCGGUGGCCGUAUCCUUCACCACGGAGGAGCCCCUCCUCCUGUCCACCACCCAGGCCACAGGCCCCGCCCCCUCUGCCUCACCUGCGGCCGAGCCCAGCCCGAGCCCCGAGGACCCCACCGGCACCCCGCUGCCCACCGAGGUAGACGGAGAGAGCGGUGCAUUCUGGGACAGAGACAAGGAGCUGGAGAAGGAGAGAGAAAGAGAGAUGGAGAAGGAGCAAGAGAGGCAGAGGGAGCUGGAGAGGGAGAGAGAGAAGGAGAGACAGCUGGAGAGGGAGAGAGAACGAGAGAGGGAGAGGGAGCGGGUGAGGGAGAUGGAGAGAGAGAGGGAGAGAGAGAGGGAGAGGGAGCGAGAGAGGGAGCGUGAGAGAGAGCGAGAGAAAGAGCGAGAGAGGCAGAGAGAGCGUGAACUGGAAAGAGAGAGAGAGCUGGAGAGGAUCCGAGCCGCCGCCGCCCGGACUACCGCCGCCCCCCGGUCACCUGCUGCCGUUCCCGUGGUGACCACCAACCCGGCAACCAGUCCUUCGGAAAGUGCCGCACCCUCCGCCGGUUCAGAUGACCUGAGCACCAUAGAAGAAGAAGACGACGUCUACCUGUCACCUGAACCCACCUCGUUUUACCCCGGCUUCGACAUGGAGAUCACCACAGAAGAAGAGACGUCCACCACAGCAGAGACCACCCCUGAGCCCACGACAGCCGCACCCACCACCACCACCACCACUACAGCUGCCACCACUAUCAAGACCAGGUUCCCCUUCAGGCCCAGGGUUCCCAUGACGACGGCCACUCAGGCGGCGCCAGCAGAGAGGACGACCCGCCCACAGCAGCCAGCAACAACACAGGAGGCCAACAACGAGGUGGGGGCCGCGGGACCAAGCGGAGAUUUCGAGAUUCGUGACGAUCGCCGCAACGGUCUGGGCCGGGGCGUGAUGCCAGUGGACCCGGAUCUGAUGGGAAACACAGUGGACGGAGGGAGCUCUGCCGCCCAGCUGCCACAGAAGAACAUCCUGGAGAGGAAAGAGGUCUUGAUAGCGGUGAUAGUGGGAGGCGUGGUGGGCGCCCUGUUCGCCGCCUUCCUGGUGAUGCUGCUGGUGUACAGGAUGAAGAAGAAGGACGAGGGCAGCUACACGCUGGAGGAACCCAAACAGGCCACCGUCACCUACCAGAAACCAGACAAGCAGGAGGAGUUUUACGCAUAACACUAGUACGCCAGAGAGACACACCGCACACCGAGGGAGAGAGAAAGAGCGAGAGAGAAAAGAGAGAAAGAUACUCUAAAGCCCUCCCCUCCUCUUCCUCCUCCUCUUCUUCCUCCUCCUCUUCUUCGUCGCUUCCCUCCUCGUCUGCUCGCCUCUCCUCAUCCCUCUCUCCUCUCGUCCUCCAAAACACUUGAGAGCGCCUUUCUCUCUGCGGACUUUGGGACUUUCUUUUCAAUGAAAAUGAGAAAAAAGAGGAGGAAAAAAAGGAAAAAAAAAAUCCAAAUAUAUUCAGAAAAAAAUAACACAUACACACGAGAUGUUUUUAAAGUAAAUGUUGUUAUUAAUAUUCUACAGAUGCUCCUGUUCUGUAUGUAAUGAUAUGAUUAUUUUGUAAAAAAAAAAGGAAAAAAAAGCAAACGAACAAAACAAACUCAUAAUUUGUGUUUUCCGGCACACACACACAAAAAAGUUCCUCUUCUGUUUUUAAAUGAAAAAGCUUACAAGAGAGAGGAGAGGAGAGGGGUGGAGCCGGCUGAGGGGGAAUAAAAGAGCGAUGGGCUCGACUCUGCCUCCUCAACCCCCUGAACAAAAACCGUCUGGCUGGCCGCACAGAGCCGAAGGGGUCAAGGGUGAGAGGAAAGGUCUCUUUUGUGCCUUCCGUCCCUCUGGUGCUCAAAGCAAACACGCAAACACGCAGCCACAGGAUCACACACAUGCAAACCGCACACAUGCACACACACUGCUCGAAGGUGGCUCUGACCUCGCUCUCUGUGCUCGGCCAACCAGAAGACGGUGCUCGACCCUCGGCGUGUUUCUCAAUGUCAAGGAGCCACUGUGGAAACACCGGCUGGUCGCGGCCCCCCCUCUGCUCCUCGAAAGCUGUACAAAGACUAGUUAUGGAUAGUAAUAAUAAUCAAUAAUAUAUCAAUGUUUCUGGGCUGGAUGGUGAAGAAGAAUAAUAAUAAUACCAUAAUAAUAAUAAUAAUAAUAAUAAUACUUAAACAGGAGGAUGUGUAUUUAGCAGUUUAAAAAAAAAGUUUAUAUGUAAAUAUCAGCGUAUCCUUUCUGGCGUCACUAACCAUCUGCAUGAUCAUAAAGAGUUUUUAUUCAUCGCAUCACUUUUAGAUGAGCUGUGCUCCCGUCACACGCACCGACAAACACACACACACACAGCUGCAGACGUGAAAACUUUUGCUGUGCAUUUGAACACACCACACAGACUCUAAAUAUACUGUAAAUCAUAUCAUUCAGACACAUAUCAGUCCCAUCGUCAUCGUUGUCAUCGUCAUCAUUGUGGUAGUCAUCACUUGUGAUUGGAGCGCGAUCAGGUGGUUUUAGGUAUGUUAUUGAUUAGUUGUGGAAUCGGUCGCCGGGUUGGUUUAGAGUUUGGUCUGUUUGUGUAAAAGCACAACUACAUGUCCAGUCAUUUAUGUCCCUCCCAACACACCCCCACCCACACACACACGCCCCCCUUUUUUUGCAUGCCUCACUUUCUUUUCCUUCCACCAUUGGCUCUCUGUUCGGGGGUGGGCGGGGCCUCUGGGAAGCGUGAGGGGCUUUAAUAAAAAAAAUGUCCACGCAGGAAGUCGCUCCUCGGGGCACCAAUUCGGUCGGAAAAUCACAUGAGAGGAAUUGGCGCUCAAGAGGUCGACUCCAACCUGCCGUCGGACCGUUUUCUGGGGAUGGGGAGGGGAACGUGAGGAGACAGGAGGACUGUGCUUCUAUCUAAGAGAUUGUAACAAUAACCACGCCAGUGCGACUGGGCUAGUAGCUUCUAUUAUACUCAGUACUGUAGAACAAAAAUGCAUGGGAGUCAAAACUAUACUCGUCUGGGUGUGCGCGUGGAUGCGUUUUUUUUUUUCCCGUCCGUGAGUUUGAACGCAAAGACGGGGCGAGUUAAAAGUCGGAAUGUACUGUGGUCGAGUGUGUGUUUACCUACUCCAGCAGUUCUCACGCUCUUCCACAGACAGGUAACACGCACCUCUUCCACUGCUGUGUGUUUUAGUCACCUGCUCGCCCUCACCGGUGUGAGAAGAGUGUGUGUGUUUGUGUGUGUGAGUCUACACCUCCAUCCGAACCUGCCACCUGUGUAUGUGUGUGUAUGCAUGAGUGCUUCACCUUGGUAUUUCACAGCAGACUCUUGUGUACACUGACUAGCCUGUCGACGUGUGUGUAUGUGUGUCUAAGUGUGUGUCUGAGUGUGUUUAGUCCGUUCACUGCUGAAUGUGGGCGGCUUCGUCCCUCAGUGGCUGUCACACACACUUGACUGUGUCUUCUCACCGUCUGUCUGUCUGUCUGUCUGUCUGACUUGUCUACCUGUCUGUCUCCGGACAGACGGACAGACAACACGCCGCUCUCUCACAGGCAGGAAUGAUCUUAACACGUACUGUCUUUUCUAAAGUGACCGUCAAAAGUGUAAACAUGUGCGUUUGUACUCAUCUAAGCCUGCGUAGCCAAAUAAGACGUGUGUGUGUCUCUGUGUGUGUGUGUGUGUGUGUGUGUGUGUGUGUGAGCGAGAACGAGGGUAUAUUUGUAUGUGUGUGUGCGUGAAUCUGAGUAUGCAUGUGUGUGUGAAGCCCACUGGAGGCUACACUACUCUAUGUUUGCUGUUCCCAUUCCUGUUUUUAUACAUUUGCAUUUUUUUAAGGCUGAGUUUCUGUCAUUGGCUGAGUGAGCGAGAGGAGGCGGAUCCUCCACGCCACCGCCCUGUCACUAAUCUGCCACUCUGUUCCAAAUAAAAAACCUGAUUGGGUAAA